CAGACCUGCAAUCCCAGCAACUACACAUCACAUUCUUUCUCCCCUCAUUUCGUCCCAUCAUGGUCCCCCCACGGGAAGCAGGGGAUACCCUGUCCGCCGAUGACUAUCUCUGGCCCAUGACGACUAUCCGGGACGCACUACUUCGCUCAGAGGCUAGCCUCAUCCCGAGGGGCAAGUUGCAUUCACUACUUCAAUACUAUCUUCCACGCCUGCGCAAGCCAUGGGCUCCUUUUGAGGCUGCCUCGGACUCCGCUCGCAAAUCUCUUUCGGCUAACUUUGUCUCUGUCCCCGGGACAAGCGCUAAGUUUGACAUCGAUUCUGGCGGCCGCACCCUCACGCUCCGUUUUGCGGACGAAGCUGGGAUCAACGAGGUCACGGCCUUCUUUUUGUGGAAGAGCUAUGCCAUGCACUCGCUAGACGACUUGCCGCCUGGCACUGCCGAGGACGAGCUUCUCGAGCGUCUCUUGGCGUGGUACGAGCAGGAGCUUGUGGCGAUUCCCCAAAUCGUCAUGGCGCUACAGUUCGCAGGCGAGGGAAUGAGUGAAAUUCGGAGGGAGACAGCGGGUGACCAGGGGAAGUACAUUGAGGAGCUGUUCAAGGCAUUCGCAAUGCUCGCACAAGCAUCCAUCGACGAGAAAAGGUUGAAGCAAGGAUUGUAUUGGGCGAAACUUCAGCUGAGACAGCAGGAGACGCUUCUCGACCUCCUGUUUCUCAUGUUGUACCAGUACACGACGCGCCCCGCUGCCGUUUCGGAGGGGCUCUUGAAAGGUGCAGUCAUGUCGCUCUUUGGCACACGACAGGCGAACCGCGAGGUGUGGGACCAGGAUAUCGAAUGCCAGCGGUUGAGUACGCGCGUGCGCGACCUGGUGCUCCUUAUCGCAAUCGAGUCGCUGUGCCUUGCGCAGAUCGUCUCCCCGGAGGCCGAGGAUGAUAACACGUUCGGUGCCACGCUCAUCCACUCCCGCGACAGCAUUCACGCGGUACACCAGGUCAUUGUGGAAUAUAGCGAAGAGCUGGGCGAGGGACACCAUCCUGAAGCCGGGGUAUUCCCCCAGUGGCCCAUCGCUAUUCUCUGUCUCGGCUGGUCAAUCGUUCUCCGCUCCCUUCCUCCCAACCUCCAGCCACCCACGAAUGAUUACUUCCUCCUGGACACGAGCGACAUGGACAACGCCGAGAUAACAUCAUUUGUCGACAUGGCGAAUCGCGCGCUGCGUCCCAGCUCGGGUCUGUUCCCGUGGCUCGAGGCCAUUUUUGACGGCCCGUUGUACAAGACGUCAAAGGACGCUUUCAGUGGCGACCUCGCCGAAGAAUUGUCUGCUCUCCGUCGAAGUCCCUUCAAAGACCUCCUCAUUGGCCUCGCCGAUCUCAUCCAACUUGACAAAAUCCCAGAUCGCAUGGGACUCUACCGCACUUGGGAGCUCCUCUUUGGCGGAGGAAGUCGCCAGGCCUCAACGUCGUUGUCAGCAAAUUUCUGGGCAGUUGACUUCGUGUUUGAUUAUCGCCGCGCCAUUCUCGACCAAAGUUUGUUCCCGCGGGAGCCGCUGAAUCUCUGCAACGUCCUCGCCGCUCUGACGGGCGUGAGCUCGGAUGGCGAGAUCGUGCUACACGACUCCACCACGCAUACCAUCACGGACGUUUACCAGUACUUCUCCAAUCUUCCCUUCGUCACAUUCAUCGCACCUCCCGGGACAUUCGACAUCGAUCGGCAUGACGAUGGGUAUCACACUGUUGAGGCCGCGUGUGACUUGGAGUUGCCCGGUGGCAACAUCAUUUCACGUCGGACUCGCGGGAUCGUACGCUCCAGCCCUGACGAUGACAAUACAGUCAUCAGCUGGCGCUUUGGGCAGCCUGCAUGGCCGUUGCUUCUUGCGAUCCUCUGUGGUGCGGCAGGGAUAGGGCACAAGGUGUCCAGCAGACCUGGUGUGCGUCGCAUCAACUUGGAGGAGAUGGGUGUGCAAGGCGAUUUGACCGAGAUCCUGCGAUCUGGUCUCAAAUUCCUGCGGUGCGUUUUCCGCUCCACCGAGGCCGCGGCGCACCUCGCAGCGGGUCAAAGCGGCGCAUUUGGGCGAUCCGUCCUCGAACUGGCUCUCAACGUUGCCAGUAGGCGCGAAGACGAGGACGCCAUUGCCGCGCGAUUCGCUAUCGACAUCCUCGAAUCCCUGCUCCUCACUGGCAACAGCGACAUUUGGCAGCACUUCCGUGGCUCCGGCUUCUUUGACUCAGCGUCGCGGCGACAGGGAAGUGUCGCGGAGCUUGUCCGCGAUGAAGCGACACGUGGCGAGCACGGCCUGACCAUCACAUUACUGCGUCUUGUGCGCUCGCUUACAGCUGCCAAUGCAGGUGACUCGCUCGUUGUGCGAUCAGCUAUCAAGCUUGUGUACGGAGAGGUCUGGGGCCAGUUCUCUGGAUGGCGUUACAAGGAUGUUUCAAAGCGCUACGAGAUUGCCGCCUUGCUAUUCGCAAUAUUCGAUAGCGUUCUCAGCCACCCGCUCGGCGCAGACGCAUCUUCUCCAUCCCCCGCCGCCGCUUUCCUUAUCGAGGUUUUGGUUAAAACGGCCAGCCCGCUUACAUACAAGCCGCUCGUCGACGUGCUCACGCAGUCAUCACAGCUUGUCACCAAACUUAUCCAGUCACGCCGGUGGUCGGAUGCCAGCGCUGUGUCCGUAACGUUUGACAACGCUGCAUCCCUCCUUGCCACUCUCGUGCGUCUUGCUCCCUCUCUCAAUGUCGCCACUACCGCGCUGCCCUACUCGAUUUUUGCGUCCACUGUCGUCCUGCCUGGUGGACACCGCAUCCAGCUCGCCGAUCGCCUGUUUGACCUGAUUACCGAUCCAGCCAUGCAAACGACGAGCCUUCGACUUGUGCUGCGUCUCGUACGAGUGUACCUUCUCACGACACACACUGGCACCCAGCGCCCCUCUCUAGCAGGGAUGCUUCGCCGCGCCAACGUCAGCAUUGAGAAGCUUGCUGAUCUCGCAUUUUCCUCCGCCGCCGAGGACGUCAAGCCCGACGCGUGGGCGUUACUCGGCACCAUCAUUCGCACGCAACCCGGCUGCGCGGCCUUCUGUAUUGGGCCCAAGAAUGAUGCACUCGCCGGACCGCUCAAGAUGGCUGUCGAGGAGGUAGCCGGAUGGAAAACGCUCAUGAACGGCGCGCCGUCUGCACUCGCCGCAGUUCUUGGCUACCUCCAAGCUGUGCUUGACUCGCCAAGCGCCAGCAACGGGGUCGCGGCGCUGCGCAAGGUGGAUGCGUUUUGGCAAGCCGUGUACGAGGUGUCGAUCAGGAAUGUGGCCAAACCUUCGUCGCUGGCCGAAGACAUUGCCCAGCGUGUGCAGGACUACGCGUACGCUGUCCAGUCCAAGGCAAACGCGUCUGGCCUUCUUGCAGCCGAGCUUGCGCUGGUGUUUGAGGCGGAAGGGCCCGAGACCAAGGCACUCAGCCUUGUGCUUUCUUUGUUCCGCAACACAAGCGCGUUGGAGGACGUCGCCACUGGCGCUGUGCGCACCACAUGCGACCCAGCUCUACAUGCCAACGAGGCGGCCGCAUUGGAGGAGGACGAUAUUCAGGUCGUGCGCCAGCGCACCAUCUGCCUUCCGGAAGAGCGCGUGUAUGGCGUGCAGUACCUGUAUGACGGGCCACUCGUGAUGCUCAACGACCACCAGAAGCAGGUGGCUGUGAACAGGUCGCUGGCUGUUCUCAACCUCAACUGGUCCCAGCUGGACGCCGACAUAGCCUUCACCAAGGCUUGGCGCCUUCUCGCCGAGAUCGCGUCUGAGUGGACGCAGGGCGACGGCCUCUGCGCAAAGGCCUCUCUGCGUGCCGCUGCUGUGGUCUCGCACGAGCUCGCCGACGAGGACCGUGGGGGCGACGUGAUGCUGGCGAUCCAGACCGAGCGCUUGGCCAUUCUUGCUGUACUGCUCGAGGUGGCACUUGCCCCCGAGACGGAAGCGACCGAACCCGAUGUCGUUAAGGAGCUCGCUAGAUCGGUGCGUCGCAUCGUUGAGACGCCGCUAUUCAACCCGCUCGUCUCGUUGCGCCAUCCAGAGCUGCUGCCCAUCCACCGACCAGUGCUACGAGUGCUCUUAUCGCUGUCGCAGGCCAAGACUGGCGCGGCGCAAGACGACGUGAGCGAAGUGCUCUUUGACUCCGGCGCGAGCUUCGCUCUCGACGCGGCCGACUGUAUUCUCGAUUGGAUCGUGCGGGGGCGCCCGGCUGCGGAGGCUGAUCUUGGCCUUGUCGUCGCCCUUCUUUGUCAGAUGGAGCGCGCUCCGCUCGGUGUCUGGCUUGACAAGCUCAUGCAGGUCAACUUGAUUCCCCGCUCUCUUGAGCUCAUUGUGCGCACCAGCCCUGUCGACGGCGUCCUCCCCCCCCAUUUCCACACUAUUCUCUUGCUUCACCUUGCCAUCUCGACCAAGACUCCCACCGCUGAGAAACUCGCCGUCUCCGGUAUCCUCCAGGCGUACUCGGAUAACGUCGUUGCUGUAGCUGCCGAGGCCGCCAGUAUCGACCCGUCCAAGGAUGAGUCGCUGCAUCGCGCGUGGUGCGGCAUGCUGCUUACCGUCAAGGCGCUUCUGGGCAGCUUAGGUGGCAGCUUUGCCCGCUCUGACGUCGUGCCGUGGGUCCGAGUCGUGUUACCGCAGAUGCUCCGUGCGCUUGAGUGGCAUGAGGCGCCGCUCUCGCGUCCCCUACUCACGGAGAUGCGGCUGGUCGCCGACAUCUUCUACUGCCUCGCCGAUACGCCCGGCACUGGCCUAUUAGACGACUUUGCGCCCGCCGCGCUGAGUCUGCUGAGAGGUGUAGGCUACGCACUCUCGCACCCUCAUCGCUUCGCCAUCCUUGUUGUCCCGGAAAGUGAGGAGGAGCACGCCGCACUCGAGAAGGAACUCGAGGCGAUCGAGAAGCAAAAGGACGACGUCAACCUCGUUGACUCGCGCACGCCCGUCGUGGCCGCCGCAACGAGUGGGCUAGUGGAUGCGACGCGCAGCGUACUCGCCGCGCUGGUGCGGUUCACGCGCGCAUUCCCACUGUUGUCUGGCGACGUCGAACCGCAGCCGGAGCUCCUGCUCCGCGACGAGGAUGACGCAAUGGUCAGCGCGUCGAGUGAUCCCAUCGGCGCGAUCAAUGACGUCUUCCUCCUCCUCAUCAACCUCGUUGAGCGUCUGAAGGGCGGGGACCGCGCACUGGCUCAGCAAGGCGUUGAGGCAGCUGCGCUCCUCGCCGUCACGCAGCUCCUUAGCCGUCGGACGCUGCAGCCCGACCUGUCUGACAUGGAUGUUGACGCCCCCGAGAAGCGGCGCAACAGCAUCGCCAACCGAUCGGGCAGCGUGCUGCGCGAGUUGCAAGGCGACGUACGCUCCAUGCUCCCCGCCGGCCCAGGCUUAUUGGGGUACCUCCGAGGCAUUGCUGAAACUGAAUUCGGAGAUGCUUGAGAAAGAAGCGACUAGAAUUUUGUUGUACAACCUACAGAUUACAUAGGCAUGGCGUUUAUGUCAAAGAGUCACAGUACG
Cutaneotrichosporon oleaginosum is the source of this 5507-nucleotide messenger RNA. RefSeq lists its product as uncharacterized. Gene Ontology annotation, cellular component: nuclear pore inner ring. Lineage: Eukaryota; Fungi; Basidiomycota; Tremellomycetes; Trichosporonales; Trichosporonaceae. Gene Ontology annotation, biological process: RNA export from nucleus; protein import into nucleus. The record is from RefSeq and is a predicted model, not a curated record. Gene Ontology annotation, molecular function: structural constituent of nuclear pore.